Messenger RNA from Tripterygium wilfordii, 2562 nucleotides. Its product is annotated as polygalacturonate 4-alpha-galacturonosyltransferase-like. The record is from RefSeq and is a predicted model, not a curated record. Gene Ontology annotation, molecular function: polygalacturonate 4-alpha-galacturonosyltransferase activity. Lineage: Eukaryota; Viridiplantae; Streptophyta; Magnoliopsida; Celastrales; Celastraceae. Bases 1 to 2043 code for a protein of 680 amino acids. The transcript is spliced from 10 exons.
AUGGCGCUGAAGCAGGGUUUAUUCGGGGCGCGAUUCCGUAGGACCCGAGGUGGUGGAUCUCGAUUGUCUGUCGCACUUAUCGUUCUAUUCACAGUUCUCGUUCCGUUUUUUUUCUUUGUCCGUCGGGGACGGCAUUUGAUUUCUGCGAUUGAUAGAAAUGAGAUUCCAAGUGGUUCUGGUAGACAGAAUAUGGAUUGGAGAGAAAGGCUGGCAUUGCAACAUGUGAAAUCUUUACUCCCAAAAGAGGUUCUUGAUGUUAUUGCCGCCAACACUCCUGAUAUGGGGCCGUUGAGUCUUGAUUCUUUUAGAAAAAGUAAUUUGUCAUCAUUGUGGAAAAUUAUUGGUUCAGAGACAGCUCCUGAAAUUUAUGCCACCUAUGAGCCAAACCAAAAAUCUGCGAACAUCAAGCAAGUGGCAGCUAAAGGCCGUGGCAGCAAUCUCUCUGAUGACCAUCCGCAAUUCAUUGAUACACCCGCAAAGCAAGCUCGAAGGAACUUGAGAGAGAAACGACUUGAAAAGCGUGUAGCUGAGGUGGAGCAACGCGAUGAGGAAGCAAUUGUGAAGCUUGAAAAUGCGGACAUUGAACACUCCAAAUAUGUUGAUACGGCAUAUUUAGGGAAGUACAAUGCUUGGAGGAAAGAGAAUGAGAAUGAUAAUUCCGAUUCAACUGUACGUAUGAUGCGAGAUCAAAUUAUAAUGGCACAGGUAUACCUAAGUAUCGCAAAGGAGAAGAACAAACUCGACUUGCACCAAGAACUACAGAUUCAGCUCAAAGCCAGUCAUCGUUCCCUUGGGGAGGCAACAACUGAUGCUGAUCUACAUCACAGUGCAGCUGAGAAUAUCAAAUCUAUGGGCCAAGUUCUGUCAAAGGCAAGAGAGCAAUUGUACGAUUGCAAGAUGGUCACUGGGAAGCUCAGAGCAAUGCUACAAACAGCUGAUGAGCAAGUUAGAAGCUUGAAGAAACAGAGCACAAUCUUGAGUCAGUUAGCUGCCAAAACGCUUCCAAACGGAAUCCAUUGCUUAUCUUUGCGCUUAACCAUAGAUUACUAUCUGCUUCCUCCUGAGAAGAGAGUGUUCCCUAAAACUGAGAAUCUGGAAAAGCCUAAUCUUUACCAUUAUGCACUCUUCUCUGAUAAUGUCUUGGCCGCUUCUGUUGUUGUCAACUCAACAAUCACGAAUGCCAAGGACCCUUCCAAGCACGUUUUCCAUCUUGUGACUGAUAAACUGAACUUUGGAGCAAUGAAAAUGUGGUUUCUGUUGAACCCACCUGGAAAAGCUACCAUUCAUGUUGAAAAUGUUGAUGACUUUAAGUGGCUUAACUCCUCGUACUGCCCAGUUCUGAAGCAGCUUGAGUCUGCUGCAAUGAAAGAAUACUAUUAUCAUCACACGUUGGCCGUUACAACUGGUUCUGGAAAUCUGAAGUAUCGAAACCCAAAGUAUCUGUCAAUGCUUAACCACUUAAGGUUCUAUCUUCCGGAGGUCUAUCCCAAGCUGGAUAAGAUAUUGUUUCUUGAUGACGAUAUUGUUGUACAGAAAGACUUGACCCGGCUGUGGUCUGUGAAUCUCCAUGGGAAAGUGAAUGGCGCAGUGGAAACAUGUGGUGAAAGCUUUCAUAGAUUUGAUAAGUACCUAAACUUCUCAAACCCUCUUAUUGCUAGAAAUUUUGAUCCAAAUGCAUGUGGAUGGGCAUAUGGAAUGAAUAUUUUUGAUCUUAAGGAGUGGAAAAUGAAGAAUAUUACUGGUAUAUAUCAUAUGUGGCAAAGCGAGAAUGAAGAUAGAGUCCUUUGGAAGCUAGGAACGCUGCCUCCAGGGCUGAUUACAUUUUAUCGUCUGACACAUCCACUUGAGAAGUCAUGGCAUGUGCUUGGUUUGGGCUACAAUCCAAGCAUUGAUAGGUCAGAGAUUGAAAAGGCAGCAGUUAUCCACUACAAUGGCAACAUGAAACCAUGGCUUGAAUUAGCAAUGACAAAAUAUCGGUCCUACUGGACCAAGUACAUCAAUUAUGAUCAUCCUUACCUUCGCAACUGCAACCUAAAUGAAUGAACUUGAUGAACACCACUGACGAUACACCGAAUGUUCUAUGUUUCAGCCUCUUCACCCCUCUCCAACCCAAUUGGAAGUUAUACCAUAGAUGAUUCGUUGCACAGAUGGGAUGAGGUAAAAGAACUAAUCUGAUGCUUUUGACUUCCUGCAUCCACAUUGUUUAUUUUUCUCUGUAAUUCAUUAACAUAGCCCCACCAUUGCGUAUCUAUGUCAGCAUUGUUAACAUGUAACAAUGCCCUACAAUUUUCCCCUUCAUUAUUGGUAGAAUUACAGGCAAUAUAUGAACGUGAAUUUUCCGUAUUCUUUGAGCAAGGGCUCGAGUGCUUUGAAUAACUUAAUUUGCUAGGCGGUGUUAUUCUGUGAACUAAGAGCAUCAACUUUUAUCUUUCAACAAAUAUUUAGGUUCAAGGAUGACUGUUAAUUGAAUGUGUAACUUUAUUGUUCUUAGAGAAAUAUAUUGUACUCUUAUUUUUCAAGUAUUCUUGCAAUCCAUUCAAGUGUGCUCUUACUUAGUCUGAA